UCACCGCUACCGGGCAUAAUCCUGUCCAACGUGCGUUCCCUGCCCAACAAACUGAAACUGAUGCUGGACAAAAACAGGGACUUCUCCUCAUCUGCUGUUUUUUGUUUCACGGAGACGUAGCUGUGUGGAGAAAUCCCGGACUCCUCGCUGCAGCUGGACGGCUUCCAACUUUUCAGAGCCGACCGCGACACAUUUCUCUCCGGCAAGGCGAAGGGUGGAGGGAUCUGUUUUGUCGUGUUGUAGUAAUAAAUCCAAAGUGUAGACUUAUGUCUAUAAUCUAAAUAACACAGAUUGAAAUGUUUUUAUCUUGUUUUCUAUUCUUCAGUGGACCUGGCACAACUACAGAAAAUGACCACAGCGUUGACCUGUAUGAACGUUCAGAUAUUGGAGACACACAGAAAUAACAAGAUGAACAACAAGGACCGUGUUUCGGUGUAAAGACAACUGAAGAGCCGGCGCUCAACCAAGCGGAUUUGCCCCAAACAACUUACGACAUAGAUAUAUCAAAGGCCAAGGACCAGAUUAGUGAAAUGGACGACUGUGGAAAAUUCCAACUUCUUCAGACCAGAAAACCACCCAAGUCUUUCAAUUUCCCUGCCAGAGAAUUUAAAGACAACCGAAGAGCCAGUGGGGUGACCAAAAGAACAUGCCAGAGGGACUGGCUUGACAAGUAUGACUUUUUAUCAUACUCUGCCCAGGAAGAUGGCGUGUACUGUUUGCCAUGCAUUUUGUUUCCUGUUGAGAGUCAGAGUAGGAGGGCUAGUAUUUUGACAGACCUGCCAUUUACUAACUGGAGAAAGUUCACUGAACAAAUUACAACACACAUGCAACUGCAAUACCACCAGAGUUCUGAUGCAAACUUUCAUGCAUUUGUGGAUGUAAUGAAUGGUCAACAAACAAGGAUUAACCACAUGUUGAAUUCUGAGAUGGAUAAAUGUGUUACAGAAAAUAGACUGUUCCUCUCAUCAGUUGUAAAAUGUAUAGAGCUGUGUGGGCGUCAAGGCUUCGCCCUAAGAGGCCACCGAGACAAUCCUACAUCAGAAAGUCUAAACAAAGGCAACUUUCUUGCACUUCUCAAGUUCAGACAAGAAGCAGGCGAUGACCCACUUAAAAAUUACUUGGACUUAUGUGGUCAAAAUGCAAAAUACAUUUCUAAAACAUCUCAAAACGAUUUGCUUGACUGUAUAAAAGAGUAUAUUCAAAGCACAAUUGUGCUUGAUGUGCAGGAAUGGGGGCCACACUAUGCUGUAAUAGCUGAUGAGGUCACUGAUGUUUCAAACUGUGAACAACUAGGUGUGUGUAUUCGCUACGUGAAAGAUGGCAUUCCUUUUGAAAGGUUAAUAGAUUUUGUUGGAUGUGAUUCCAUAACAGGGGAAGCAAUAUGUAAAAACCUGUUGACCUCUUUAAAGAAAGUUGGCCUAGAUCCAAAACUGUGUUGUGCUCAAGGCUAUGAUGGUGCUGGCAAUAUGGCAGGAAGAGUAAAUGGUUGUGCUGCAAACUUUUGCAAAGAAUCCCCAAGAGCUAAGUACUUCCACCGUGCGAGUCACCAAUUAAACCUAGCAUUAUCCAAGUCAUCAUCUGUUCUGGAUAUCAAAUGUAUGCUUUCAACUGUUGCUUCAGUUGGUAUUUUUUUCAAGUAUUCACCAAAGAGGCAGCAACAGUUUGAAUCUUCAGUGUCUGAGAUUAACCAGGAAAGGCUUGCAGCAGAUCAAGAACUGUUGGCUAAGAAGAAGUUAAAGCUCAUGUGUGAGACUCGUUGGGUUGAGCGUCACACUAGCCUUGAAGAUUUCCACAGCCUUUAUGAAGCUCUUCUCCAUUGUCUUAAUGUUAUAUCAGAGAAUGCAGAUUCUGUGUGGGAUGCCAAAGCAGUAGUUGAAGCAACUGGCCUCCCUAAAGCAGUAACUUUGGCCAACUUUAUUGCCGCUUUACAGUGCAACAGCUGCCAUACUAGGCUUAAAACUGUUGCCAAGCAACCUGCAUUUGAUGAACACUGA
Fundulus heteroclitus (mummichog) is the source of this 1994-nucleotide messenger RNA. RefSeq lists its product as uncharacterized. The transcript is spliced from 4 exons. The record is from RefSeq and is a predicted model, not a curated record. NCBI's taxonomy places the organism in Eukaryota, Metazoa, Chordata, Actinopteri, Cyprinodontiformes, Fundulidae. The coding region runs from base 531 to 1994 and encodes 487 amino acids.